Messenger RNA from Eremothecium cymbalariae DBVPG#7215, 891 nucleotides. RefSeq names its product Fub1p (gene FUB1). The transcript has a single exon. The record is from RefSeq and is a predicted model, not a curated record. The coding region runs from base 1 to 891 and encodes 296 amino acids. NCBI's taxonomy places the organism in Eukaryota, Fungi, Ascomycota, Saccharomycetes, Saccharomycetales, Saccharomycetaceae.
AUGUUCAAAGUUGAAGUUACUGCCCAUCUCUUUCUAGCGUACCUACAGGAUUGUAAGAUAAUAAAUGAUGUAAAGAAAGCAAAAUGGAAGGAGCAAUCAAAAAAAAGUGUGUUGAUUCUAAUAAAUGUUGAUGGUGAGUUCGCCAAGGCCGUAUUAGGGGAAGCUGCUGAAGAGUUGGAGAUAGUAUUGGUUGAUAUGUCCGAUGGUAAGAAAGUUAUGAUCAGCCUUUGUAACGAUGUCGCUCCUAUUAAACAGGGAAUUUUACAUUACGAUGCUGAUUUAAAGCUACAAACAGAAGUAACCGAAGAUCAUGAUGGAAUGAGAGAUAUGUACGAUGUGAACACUUGGAAUGUUUUCCAGGGUAAAUUUAAACUCUCUGCUGUAAGUUGCAGCACGACAGAUGUCGCCAAAGGUGAGGAUCAAGGGCCCGAAGUUGAAACUUUACGGAGGCAACUAAAGCUUGCUAAAGAUAAGGGGAUCCCUAUUGCUCGAGCCAAAGCACCUGAUGAUAUGCCAGGGUUUGAGGACGAAUACGAAAUUCAAGGUGAACGUCACGUUCCACCUGUCUAUGAUCCAGACCUCUUUCCAUCCCGAGAACAUACAAGACCAGGCACAUAUGGUGACAGGGAUUUGUAUCCAACUGGGGAGAAGUACCCAGAUAUUUUAGAUCCUUCGCCUUCUGCAGGACCUAAGGGGGGAAUGGUCUUUGACCCUAAACAUUCUGGCAGCUUGCCAUUGCCCUAUGGAGGGAAAUUUGACCCAGAUGACCCAGAUGACCCCAGAAAGCCAUCAGGGUUCCUCCCCGGAGCACGGUGGAAUAGCCCGUUCGGCAGCAGUCGUGGUUUUCCAGGUUUUGGUAGCCCUGGCAGUGGCAAACCGGGGUUUCUUUAG